UUAUCUGUGUAUUUCCCUUUUUGCAGACACACGAUGAGUACACUGAUGCAAGAUACAGCUAGCUGAACAGAUAUAAAAUGCCAAAAUUUGGGUCCACAAAAGCAGUUCAAAUUGAAAAUUCUGACAGUGACAGUACGAUGGUGGAGAAACCAACUGCAAGAAAGAGCAAGGACAAGAUUGCAUCCUACAGCAAAACUCCAAAAGUGGAUAGGAGUGAUGUUGGGAAAGAAAUGAAAGACAAGUCUUCCAUGAAACGUAAACUUCCGUUUACUAUCAGUCCAUCCAGAAAUGAAGAUCGAAAUUCAGACACAGAAAAAGAAGGCCCAGAGAAGAAGAAAAUGAAAAAGGAACCCGGAAAUAAGAAGGCAGCACCAGUUAGCAUUCUUUUUGGUUAUCCACUUUCGGAGCGCAAACAGAUGGCCCUUCUUAUGCAGAUGACAGCGAGAGACAACAGUCCAGAUGCCACACUAAACCAUUCUUUGCAGACGACUCCAACACAAAAGAAAACACCAAGUUCCUCAUCAAGACAAAAAGACAAAGUUAAUAAGAGAAAUGAACGAGGGGAAACCCCUUUACACAUGGCUGCUAUUCGAGGGGAUGUUAAACAAGUUAAAGAGUUAAUCAGUCUAGGAGCAAAUGUAAAUGUAAAGGAUUUUGCAGGUUGGACACCCCUGCAUGAAGCUUGCAAUGUUGGUUAUUAUGAUGUUGCUAAAGUCUUAAUAACAGCAGGGGCUGAUGUGAACACACAAGGAUUGGAUGAUGAUACUCCACUUCAUGACUCUGCAAGUAGUGGACAUAGGAACAUUGUGAAGCUGCUGCUUCGACAUGGUGGAAAUCCUUUUCAAGCCAACAAACAUGGAGAGAGACCGGUCGAUGUAGCUGAAACAGAAGAGUUGGAAAUGCUAUUAAAAAGGGAGGUGCCUAUUUCUGAUGAUGAAGACAGUUGCUCAGAUUCUGAAGAAGCUCCAUCUGUAAAUCCUUCCAGUGUAGAGGGGAAUGCUGAUUCAGAAGUAGAGAAAGAAUCUCUAGUCAAUGACAACAAACAGAUGGUCCCUAGUAAGGCACCAGUUUCAUCUGCUCUUGAUGAAUAUGAGUUUAAAGAUGAUGAUGAAGAUGAACUUAAAAAAAUGAUUGAUGACAGACAUAUUCUUAGAAAGGAUCUAAGGAAAGAGGAUGAGUCUGAAGUAGAAAAGAAUAAUUUAUUUGUAAAACAAGAAAAAGGUGUUUUUCCAAAAUUUAAAAGUAAAAAACAGAAGCCAUCAAGAGUUUUGUACUCAAGUUCUGAAAGUUCAGAUGAAGAAAUUCUUCAGGACAAAAAGAUUGUCUCUCCUUGUUCUAUCUCAGAAACUUCGAACUCUGAUGUAAGAAUGAAAAAAGAAUAUAUUGUUUCAAGUGAACACAAACAAAAAGGGAAAGUUAAAAGGAAAUUAAAAAAUCAGAGUAAAAAUAAAGAAAAUCAAGAACUAAAGCAAGAAAAAGAAAAUGCUAGAGUAACAAACCUAGCUAGUCCUGGAUUAGAUUCUUUAGAUAAAGCCAGAGAGGAGGAAACUUUUAAAAAGUCUUUCAGCCCAAAAGAAGAUUCUUCAUUACACUUGUUUCAUAUCUCUGCUGGAAAAUCUCCCAAGCAUCCCUGUGGAUUAAGUGAAAAGCAGUCAACACCACUAAAGCAAGAAAACACUAAAACAUGCUUAUCACCAGGAGGUUCUGAAAUAACAUUACAGUCCGAGUUAGUUCGGUAUGAUCAUAAUACAGAUUCUGAAUACCUAAUGGAAAGUUCUAGUGGAAAAUCUUGCAAACAUAAAGAAAAAAGCAAACAUCAUCAGAAAGAGUUUCAAUUAGAUUUUGGAGAAAAAUCUAGUCCUAAAAUUAAAGAUGAAGAUAAUAGUCCAACAUUUGAAAAUUCAGACUGUAUGCUGAAAAAAAUUGAUAAGGAAGGCAAAGCUCUUAAAAAGCAUAAGCUGAAGCAUAAAGAAAGAGAAAAGGACAAACACAAAAAAGAACAAGAGGGGGAAAAGGAGAAACAUAAGCACAAAGAUAAUGCUAAAGAGGUCCAAAGAAAUAUUGAAUUUGAUAGAGAAUUUUGGAAAGAGAAUUUUUUUAAAAGUGAUGAAACUGAAGAUAUAUUGUUAAACACAGAACAUGAAUCUCAGUCCUCAGACAGAAAAUCCAAGUUGGAAAAAACUACAGCAAAAGAAGAUAAAUUAGGAAAAGAGAGACACUUCCAGAAAGAGAGAAGUUUAAAGGAGGAGAAAGAGAGAGAAAAAAACAAAAAGGAAAAUGAGAGAUUAUUUAAAGAAGAAAAAAUCAAAGAUAUAAAAGAAGAAAGAGAAGUCAUGUUCACAGAUAAAGAAACAGAACUGCUGUGCUUAAGUACAGGUCUUAAAGAUGAGCCAACUAGCACACAUCUAGUAGAAAAAGAAGUGGAUACUGAAAAGCAGGAAAAAAACUUUAAGGAAAAUAAAGAGAAAGUUGAAAAGCGAGCCUUGGUUAAAGAAAAAGACACUGAGAAGAUAGAAAGAAAAAAUGUAGAUAAAGAAAAAAAGAUAAAACAUGACUAUAAGCCAGAAAAAGAGAGAACAGAACUAAAUGAAUGUAUAGAAAAAGCAAAGGAAAAACCAUAUUCCCAGCAAGUGGACAAAUGCCAUAAAGAAAAUGAUAAGAUAAAAAGUUUUGGUACUGUUAAAAAGCUUGAUGAAAAAGAAAGAAGCAAAGAAAAACUUGAUAAAAAAUAUGAUAAAGAAAAGAUUGAAAGCAAAGAAAAACACUGCAUAGAGAGAAAAGUCAAACAAUCAGAAAAAGAUGGUGAAUAUGGUAAACCAGAAAAAGGUAAAAAUAAAGACAGAGAGCUUGAAAAAAAGGAAAAAUCCAGAGAUAAAGAUGGCUUUGCUGUAGCCAGCUCUAAGCACUUGCAAGAUGAAAGGCGAUGUAAUACUACAGAAAGUAGUAAGGUAAUGCAUGAAAAAUUUCUGUCCUUGAAAGAGAAAGUAAAAGAUGAAUUGCUGAAAACUCCAGAUGGGAGAGAGAAAGAUAAGAAGGAUAAAGAUAUAGAUCGAUACAAAGAACGAGACAAGCAUAAAGAUAAAACUCAGCAAAAUAAUUUACUUAAACUGAAACUUGAACCUGAGAAACCUAAACCUAAAUCAUCACCUGCACCAAAGGAUACUCGACCUAAGGAAAAACGAUUAGUAAAUGAUGAUUUAAUGCAAACUAGUUUUGAAAGAAUGCUUAGCCUUAAAGAUCUGGAAAUUGAACAGUGGCAUAGGAAGCAUAAAGAAAAAAUCAAACAAAAGGAGAAGGAAAGAUUAAGGAAUCGGUCCUCUUUAGAACUUAACAAGAUAAAAGAUAAAGAGAGAACAAAACAUUCGGUAACUGACUCAAAAAACAAAGAGCUGAUUCGUUCAAAAAGCUCAGAGCUGUCAGACGUUUACAUGAAAGAAAAGCAGCUGAAAGAUGCUACAAGUGGUAGAUCACAGUCUGUGGACACAAAGAACUUAAACACUGGAAAGUUGUCGUUAGUUUUAGACAGUAACUUAAACAGAUCCCCUAAAUCAGAAAGUGAAAAGACAGGUCUAAGCUCCAGAUCAGUGUCCAUGAUUUCAGUUGCUAGUUCAGAAGAUUCAUGCCAUACUAUAGUAACUACUCCAAGACCUGUAGUUGAAUAUGAUUCAGAUUUCAUGCUUGAAGGUUCUGAUUCCCAAAUGUCCUUUACACAAUCACCGUUUUUGGUUAGUGCCAAAUCACCAGCCCUCCUUGAAAGAGAGGCCGAUAGCCUUGCAGAGUUGCCAGACCGCAUUAAGCCACCUUUUGCAAAUAGACUUCCACCAGCCUAUAUUAGAUCAGCUUCUGUUGAAGAUGUUAAACUGGUUUUAAGUGACUGUAGACCUGUUGUAGAAGUACGAAGGUGUAGUAUGCCUGCUGUUAUUCCUGAACAUACAAAACAGCCUAGAAUGUCUGAAGAAAAUAAUCAGAAUGUUCUGUUAGCAGCGCCAAGUCAUGUUUGCAGUUCCCCCAAACAUGAAAUACCUUCUAGUUUACCUGAAAGGGAUUUUCCAAAUAGUACAUCUAAUUUGCAUUCCAGUUUUGCAUCUUCUCCAUCUAGAAGUGGUUGCAACAAGCAUGUUACAUCAGAUAUAAAUAUUAUUAAACCUACUGCUCAGAUGAGCCCUUCAGAAGAAAAUAAUGUGCAUUUAGAGCUGUGUAAUCAGAGUAGUAUGACUCAGCAACCUAAACCAUGGGAUGUGCCUUUUGACAGACUUAAUUCUUUAAACAAUGAGUUUAACUGCUCAAGUUACAGGGUGUCAGAACAAGAUAGUGUUGCAGCAUUGCAUAAUUCUGAAAACAGGACCGUUAAAGAGCAGAAAUUGUCUGACUUUUUACCUCAACAUGCUGAAAUUAUGGGAAGUUCCAGUUUUCAGGAAUCUGCAUCAUUUUUGCCUUCACAGUCACCCAGCUCUUUGCAUAUCCAGCCACCUCCAGAUACAGAGUGUCCAUCCAAAAAUACAUCUUUACUAGGUAUUAGCAAUCAAGAGCCAAUGUUUGUGCAACAGCAACAAAACAUAAUUCAGAUAACCAAUUCUGCUUUGGAUACAGACACUAGUAGUACAGAAGAGACUGAAAAUACCUUAUUCCCCUCAAAUAUUAAAAAGGCUGAUAUACAUAUAAAUGUAUAUCCUGAGAGCUCCACAAGGAGUGUUUCACAGAAUUUUGAAAGAGCAAAUACUCUCUGUGUGUUGUUGUCUGAAAAGGAUGUUACUACAAAUACUGGUUCACAAUUAAAUGCAAAUUCAUAUACCUUCAAUAAGCUUGUUUACAAGAAUUCUCAAGCUGAUGAAGUGGAUAGUAGCACAGCUGAAUCUCAAGAAAUCAGAAAUGAAAAGGUCCAACAAGAAAAUUUUGUUUCAACUCAUGAGGUUAAUAAUAGAACUGACAUUGAUCUAUGUGAAUUAAAUACAGGCAUACCAAAAGGAAUUAUGAAUGAAUCUGCUAAUAAAAAAAAUUGCUCUGUAGAUAGUGGAGAAAUUAUUUUGGCAGAUGAUCUACCACAGUACCCUUUAUCUCAUUCGGAAAAUGGUUCACAACACGCUGCCCAGGAAGAUGUGCAUAAAUACAAUGAAACAGUUAAGCUAGAAGCAGAAGAAACUGAGGAUCAUAAGGCAGAGCAGCAAGAAGUUCCUCAAAGAAUUACUAGAAAUAGAGCAAAUAUGCUUGCUAACCAGAGUAAGCAAAAUCUUGUUGGCUGUCCACAAACAUCAGAAAAAGAAUCUGAAUCGUCUGCAUCUCUGAAAGGAAGGAUAAGAUUAACCGAGGAAGACGAUGCUCAGGUCCACCAUCCACGUAAAAGAAAAGUGUCACGUGUUCCUCAGCCUGUACAAGUGAAUCCCUCUUUACUUCAAGCUAAAGAGAAAACACAGCAAUCUCUGGCAGCUGUUGUAGAUUCCCUGAAACUUGAAGAGAUUCAGCCAUACAGUUCGGAGAGAGCAAAUCCAUAUUUUGAAUAUUUACACAUAAGGAAAAAGAUAGAAGAAAAGCGUAAACUAUUAUGUAGUGUUAUCCCUCAGGCACCUCAGUAUUAUGAUGAAUAUGUGACAUUCAACGGAUCAUACUUACUGGAUGGCAAUCCCUUGAGCAAGAUAUGCAUUCCAACUAUUACGCCACCUCCUUCACUGUCAGAUCCACUUAAAGAACUCUUUAAACAACAGGAAGUUGUGAGGAUGAAAUUACGUUUACAGCACAGUAUUGAAAGGGAAAAGCUUAUUGUAUCCAAUGAACAAGAAGUUCUACGUGUCCAUUACCGAGCAGCAAGAACGUUAGCUAAUCAGACACUACCAUUCAGUGCCUGCACUGUACUGCUGGAUGCUGAAGUUUAUAAUGUGCCUCUGGAUUCUCAGGCUGAUGAUAGUAAAGCAUCUGUUAGAGAUCGAUUUAAUGCAAGGCAGUUCAUGUCAUGGCUACAAGAUGUAGAUGAUAAAUUUGACAAAUUGAAGACAUGUCUUUUGAUGAGGCAGCAGCAUGAAGCAGCAGCUUUAAAUGCAGUACAGAGACUGGAAUGGCAGCUCAAACUACAGGAACUUGAUCCUGCUACUUACAAAUCUAUCAGCAUUUAUGAAAUUCAGGAGUUUUAUGUUCCUCUUGUUGAUGUUAAUGAUGACUUUGAAUUGACACCAAUUUGAUAGCUACCAUCUCUCUUUCAGUCUACAACUUUAAAGUGAUGUACCAUGAUGGACAGAAAUUUAUCUGUUGAGCUCUAGCACUUCCGUCUGUGGAGUACCACUUUUUCAGUAAUCCAGGUAUUCUUUCAGAAAAAUGUUUUCACGAAGUCUUGUAAAAUAUGAAAAAUGGAUAUUAAACACUGUGUCACUUGGUGAUAAAUGACAUUGGUUAUAUUGGAUGCUAGUUCUACAGCCAGUUCCUGAUAAGUACCGUUAUUUAUAUUUUAAAAGUUAACUACAAAUUUAGUGUGUAUUCCUUUUAAAGGAUUAUAAAACAUGGCGAGUUUACAGCGCUGGAAGCUGUUAACAGGGUAGAACAGCCACUGAAAAAAUUUGAUAUUUAAUAAAGCCUGCUUUAAAUCUUUAUAUUAUAAAAUUUCAAUAACAGUUGAACUCCCACAGAACAAAACAAAGAUGCAACCUGUGGAAGAAAAUAAAAGAUUUGGAGGAGAAAAGUUUAUUCAUCUUAUUAUAUUUGUAAAUUAUCUGUACAUUUUUCUUUUUGGAAAAGAUGUAAUAUUGUCUUCAUUUUUAAAUAACUUAUUUUAUACAUGUUGUGCAAAUGUAAAUAGUCUUGUAAUUAAUGUUCAAAACCUGUAUAAAAUAGAUAUUUUAACUGUAAAACUGUUUUGUCUAAUGUUUUAUUGGACCAAAGUUGUAGUUUUUAUUAAGUGUAGUGUGUUUCUGGUUGGCAGUUCUUUUAAUAAGGCAUGUGUUUGAUUUAGCUACUUGUUUCAUCACCACAACUGUAAAAGAUUUGAAACUGAACUGUAUUGCAUGCUCAGCUCAACUCCUUUACUUCAGUAACUGAUACCUAAACAAUUGUAAUAUUUACAAAAUCAUAUUUCAUAUUAGUCUGCUGUUGUAAUGCCAUACCUAUGACUUACUAUGCUGAAAAUAUUUUUAUUUAAAUUAAAACAUAAAACCUUUUGCUCUUAUAUGGUGGUCUCGUAAUAGAGCCUAUUUUUUUCCAACAAAAUGCCUUUGAAUGAAAAUUCUUAAAUUGUACAUUGUCUAUUUUAAUAUUUACCUAUGGAAGAUAUGUAAAUAAUUGUAAAUAUAACGUUUAAUAAAUUUUAUUGGUCAUGUUAA
Molecule: messenger RNA, 7301 nt
Organism: Gavialis gangeticus (Gharial)
Lineage: Eukaryota; Metazoa; Chordata; Crocodylia; Gavialidae
Gene: ANKRD12
Product: ankyrin repeat domain 12
Exons: 11
Coding region: 78-6170 (2030 amino acids)
Cellular component (GO): nucleoplasm
Molecular function (GO): protein binding
Source: RefSeq, a predicted model, not a curated record